AUGGGCAAUGGUGGUGAUGGCAGCAUCAAUGGUGGGGUAUGUUACAGUGCCAACAAUAGGGUGUGGUGGCUGGCGUGUAGAGGUAACAAUGGUGACAGCGGCAACGGUGAUGGUAAUGGCAUUGUUGGCGGUGGCAGUUGUGAUGAUAAUAAUGGUGGUGUAAGACUAAUGGUUCUAGUUGCAAAUGGUGUCAACAUUGAUGGUGGGAGCAGUAGUGGUAAUGGAAGCGGUAGUGGUGGGUGUGGUUGUGGUAGUGGUUAUGGUGAGUGUGGUUGUGGUGGUGCUGAUGGUGAUGAUUUUAAUGGUGAUAAUGGCGGCGGUGGUAUAAAGUAG
Molecule: messenger RNA, 333 nt
Organism: Malus domestica (apple)
Lineage: Eukaryota; Viridiplantae; Streptophyta; Magnoliopsida; Rosales; Rosaceae
Product: putative glycine-rich cell wall structural protein 1
Source: RefSeq, a predicted model, not a curated record